UUCUAACACUACUGUACGUUUUAUGAGGCAAGGUGUACAUUCGGACAUCCCACCCUCCUGCUACGGUACAGAAAUAAUUGUCAGUGACCAUCAGUUCAUUUCCUGACUCUUCCGAGUGUUGGUGAUGGCACCUGACAUUGAGCACGACCACGGAUCGACUUAAAACAGAACAAGCUAUGCUAGUUUUUCCUGUUCUAUUCAAGAGGAAGAGGCGCUCUGGCUGCUUUAUAUUAACGAUGAUGAUCAAUUUCGAACAAGGAGGGCCACAUUCUGUAACAGAGACAAUAUGCGGAACAUCUAUUACAUUCUUUCAUGAGCUCAUGUUCAGUCGCUUGUACUGUGCAGUGAUAUUGUUGGUCUUGACUCGUCCGCCACUGGCGAGAUUCACGGGCCGUUCCACUUCCAGAAUAUAACUGGAAUGGAAAUUGAAAACAAGGGGGAGCCUUCAUUAAAUGAAAUGGAGGCAUUUGAAAGACAGAUUCAGACUUUGGAAAAUCAGAAAAAAGAGCUUUUGGAGAUAAACAAACAAUGGGAUCGUGAAUUCAGGAAUAUGAAGGCAUUGUAUGAACUAAAGAUGAAGGAAAAGUUCACCAAAUAUCAGCAGUCACUGAGUGCCCUGGAGAAGGAACUGGAUCAGAGGCAGAGGGAUUUUGAUAAGAAGCUGCUGCUGGCCAAAGCCAGACUUGAAACAGCAGAAGAAGAAAAACAGGCACUAAAUGCAAAAUUGCUUGAAGCUGAAGAACAAAACAAACAGUUAAAACAAUGUCACUCUUCAACAAGCAAACGGCAGGAAUAUUAUGAGCAUGAAAUUGCUUAUUUGAAUAAGGCUUUGUCUGAAGCUUUAAGAGAGCAUAAUACUUUUUGCAUGCCGCACAGUUUUGAUAGAACAGAGACAACAGGAAAAUCUCGUCCUGAAGAACUGACAACACAGAUUGAGGUGCUAAAGCAACAGGUGCAGAUAUUUGAAGAAGACUUCCACAGAGAAAGGUGUGAUCGGGAGAGAAUGAAUGAAGAAAAAGAAGAACUGAAGAAAAAAACUGAACAGCUACAAACAAAACUCACAUUACUUAACGCACGGCUUAAAACUUAUGAAGAAGAUUUCUUAAAAGAAAGAAAAGAAAAGGACUUACUGGGGAAGAAAUUAAAGAAGCAGGCCCGGGAGCUUACCCAGGCACCUGCAACCCCUUGCCUGCCAGUUACCUAUGCACCCUGUGCACCGUGCGUUAAUUAUGGACAUGCCCCUUUCGGAAUUCCCAUUCACUAUCCAGGCCCAGCAAUUCUAACAGCACAGUCAGCAAACAGAGGUUAUCAGCAUCCUUUGGCAGAAUAUCCCUGGUAUGUUCCAUACACCAAUCAGCCCUCAUCAGGUCAGCAAAACCGUCAAAACUGCAGAUCAAAAGAUGUUACCUCAGCAAAAAGAAAUCCAGAAUAGCAACUUACAGAAUAAAAUCAUUGCUGUGACUGUUUGUCGAUGUUUUAAAACAACACUAGAUCUUUGCUAAUUAUUGCUCUGAUGUAGUUGCCCUAAGUUAAUGCACAUUGUUGGCUUCUUAUUCUAAGAGAAACACGUUAAAGAAUAAUACAGAAGCUUGCCUCCAUUGAUUGUUUCAACAACAGUAAUAGUUUAUAUUUGCAGUUUAAUGUACUAAAAACCCCCAAGGUCUUUUACGAGCAUUGUAAGAGAAAGUUUGGCAUGCAGCUAUAUUCAGACAUAUUAAGGAAAGCAACCUUGCAGGCUGCCCAGCAUGUCCUUGAUGCAAACAACACAUUUCACUGUAUGUUUCGAUGAACAUGUGACAAAUAAAGCUAAUCUUUAAAUAAAGAAGCAGAGAUCUAUGGAGGGAAUCAGUUAGUAAACUGAUACUGUGGCCUUCAAUGGUUGGAGUAAUAAAAAUCGAGUUGAUUCUGAACUAGAAAGCACUGAACUUACUUUGCACAUUCUUGUUUUUCAUUUUGUUAAGCUACUUCAGGUUGUAGUUGUGCCUUUAGCUCUGUAAGCUGUGAGCUCUGAAAUUUCCUCUCAUCGCCUUUUCGGGUUCCCUGCCUCAAUGGAUAUCUUACAUGAUUCUCUGUGGUCACCCAUCAAGAUGUUUCCUUCUUUGGCUUAGUAUCAAUUCUAGCUUUCUUGAAUUCUUGUGAAGAGGAUCACAAUGCUUUGCGUUGUUGCAGGUACCGCAGAAAUGCUGUUGUUGGUCUGCCCCUUUCUAGCACUUCAGCACAAAACUUAGGCUAUCACUAGGGUGCAGUAUAUGAAGGAAUGAAUAGAAUCAUAGAAUGAUCCAGUGUGGAGACAGACCCUUUGAGCCUGAGACCUCAAACAGCCAUAUACGGUAUAUUAAUCAUGUAGAGAUCCUGCUUUAUAGCCCUCCCCCCAUGUUUCCAUCAAUGUCCCUAGAUUCUGCCAUUCAUACAGUAGGGAUAGGUUAGAGAACCCAAUUAACUUAACAAUUCACACAUCUUUAGGAUGGGGAAGGAAACCUCUGCAUCUAGGGGAAGUCCAUGUUGUUUCAGAGAAAACAUGCAAACUCUACUCAGGCAGCACUAGAGUUUGGAAUCAAACUGUGAGGUAGCAGCUACGUUUCUGUGCUGCCAUAAUGCAAUAUUGUUGUUUAUGAAAUUCUUUUAAUGUGGUAUCCAACUGAUUUCUAGUUCUAGUGGUCAGUGACCUAGUUGCUUCUGAAACAUUAGUUGGUGUCUAGGCCAUUGUCUCUCCUGAGACUAACAGCAGCUAGACAAGAUUAACUGGCCAAUCAUCUCAAUAUUUGCAGGACUUGGCUGAGUACAAAAUGCCUGUCCAAUUGUCUGCAAUAUGAUCUGCAAGUAAAUCUGUUCAUUAUGUUAUGUUUUUUUAGAUCUUUUGAGGGGCAUGGGACCGUACUUAUAAACACUGCUGUUGCUCAAAUGGUGAUUUGUUCUGUACUGCAUGUCUCAGGUGCUAAAUGUUCGUUUUUCCUGAAAUUUACAUGAACUGUUGGGCACGUGGCCAAGUGGUUAAGGCUUUUGUCUAGUGAUCUGAAGGUCGCUCGUUCGAGCCUCAGCUAUGGCAACGUGUUUGUGUCCUUGAGCAAGGCACUUAAUCAUACAUUGCUCUAGUGUCUGUGCGAGGAGUAGCACCCCACACAGACUUCCAAUCUGCGCCUUGUAAGGCAUGAAAAUGCCCGAUGCAGGCCUCUCAUGGUCUGAGUCGACGUUCCCCCCCUCCCUCCCCUUACAUGAACUGGAGAUAUGGCUGGGAUAUUUAAGUUGGCCAUAUCAAAAUGUUUAAAAUACCUUGAAGUAGUGCCUCCCAGUGGGAGAGGUAGUGUGGAUAAUUCAUAUCUUAAACCUGUGGCUACUCAGAUUUCUUUUUUUUUUGCACCUGUAUCAUUUUGUGUACAAUAAAUUUGAGGUAAAAACUAAUCUCACCUUUUCACUGUUGAUGAUUCUCCACCUGAGAUGUGUAAUUCUCCACACAAAAAGGGUAUUAAGUAGUACUGGCUGAGUUGGGGAUGGGAGUAAUGGGAUUAAUAUUGUGGCUAAAACAGCCAAUUUUCUCUUUAAGGAGCAGAAGCAACAGAAACUAUAGCAAAUCUCCAAUAACUCCAGGGGAAUUUCUGUGGACAAAUAACUGAGAUUUGUGUAGUUACAUACAAAUUAGAGACAUAAUUCCAGUGCCAGUCCUGAGAUUAAAAACUUAGUUUUGUAUUUCCAAACAUAUGUAAAUCAGAAAAUUUCUCUCAGUAUUCAUUAUGGAUACUGGUGCAUGAAAACAUUUAAUUUUCAUUUGCUUAUAGAAUAACUAUUGCUAAGUUAAUAUUUUGUAUCAGUCUAUUAUGAAAUGUUUGUGUAAAUAUUAAAUGUAGAACCCUUUGUAACAUAUUGUGACUGUUAAAUCAAAUGUUUUUGGAUAAAAAAGGA
Mobula hypostoma (lesser devil ray) is the source of this 3897-nucleotide messenger RNA. RefSeq names its product TNFAIP3-interacting protein 1-like. Bases 419 to 1432 code for a protein of 337 amino acids. The transcript has 11 exons. Gene Ontology annotation, biological process: cellular response to lipopolysaccharide; regulation of transcription by RNA polymerase II. The record is from RefSeq and is a predicted model, not a curated record. Lineage: Eukaryota; Metazoa; Chordata; Chondrichthyes; Myliobatiformes; Myliobatidae.